Molecule: messenger RNA, 1071 nt
Organism: Ogataea angusta
Lineage: Eukaryota; Fungi; Ascomycota; Pichiomycetes; Pichiales; Pichiaceae
Exons: 1
Coding region: 1-1071 (356 amino acids)
Biological process (GO): tRNA wobble position uridine thiolation
Cellular component (GO): cytosolic tRNA wobble base thiouridylase complex; mitochondrion
Molecular function (GO): tRNA binding
Source: RefSeq, a predicted model, not a curated record
AUGUGCGAGCGCUGCGAGGCCAGCAAGGCCGUGAUGCGUCGGCCCAAAAACUUACAGAAACUGUGCAAAGAGUGCUUUUUUCAUGUUUUCGAGACAGAAAUCCAUCUCACCAUAGAGAAAGAAAAACUGUUCUAUCCGGGAGAGAAAGUGGCUAUAGGGGCUUCUGGAGGAAAAGAUUCCACGGUUUUGGCUUCAAUACUCAAAACGUUGAACGAAAGAUACAACUAUAGAGUUCAUUUGGUGCUUCUCAGCAUUGAUGAGGGUAUCGUUGGAUACAGAGACGACUCUCUCGCAACAGUGAAGAGAAACCAGCAGCAGUACGAAAUGCCCUUAGAGAUCGUCUCUUACAAAGACUUGUACAAUUGGACGAUGGAUGAGAUUGUGUCAUGUUCAGGAAUGAAGUCGUCGUGCACAUACUGCGGUGUACUAAGACGACAGGCCCUGGAUAGAGGAGCAAUGAAGCUUGGCAUUAAUCAUGUGGUGACGGGCCACAACGCAGACGAUAUGGCAGAAACAGUGCUCAUGAACUUACUUAGGGGAGAUACCGCGCGCUUGGAGAGCUCCACAAACAUCACGACGAAGUCCACAGGAUCGCCGAUCAAGAGAUCGAAACCGUUCAAAUACUGCUACCAAAAGGAAAUCGUUCUCUACGCUCACUAUAAGAAACUCGACUAUUUCAGCACAGAGUGCACCUACGCGCCAGAAGCGUUCAGAGGGACUGCUAGAGUGCUGAUGAAAAAUCUCGAAAGCGUGCGGCCAUCUUGCAUUCUGGAUAUCAUCUACUCGGGAGAGCAUUUCAAAUUGAAGCAGAGGAAGAAAAGGCCCGGACCUCAAAAACCUGCUAUCCAAGGCCAAGAAACUGAGAUCCGCUCGGACGGGUCCGUGUCACUACAAAACGACGGAAAUCGUUGCGAAAAGUGCGGAUAUCUUUCUACCAACAAAAUAUGCAAGGCUUGUUUAUUACUUCAAGGUUUAGAAUCAAGCAGGGCAAAAUUGGCUAUUGCGGCGGAGGCAGUUCCAAAAGUGGAGGAAGAUCAACUUCAGCAUAGAUUACAGCAUCUCUCUUUUUAG